Messenger RNA from Nasonia vitripennis (jewel wasp), 3001 nucleotides. Its product is annotated as high affinity cAMP-specific and IBMX-insensitive 3',5'-cyclic phosphodiesterase 8. Gene Ontology annotation, biological process: signal transduction; positive regulation of ERK1 and ERK2 cascade. Bases 322 to 2922 code for a protein of 866 amino acids. The record is from RefSeq and is a predicted model, not a curated record. Gene Ontology annotation, molecular function: 3',5'-cyclic-nucleotide phosphodiesterase activity. The transcript is spliced from 19 exons. NCBI's taxonomy places the organism in Eukaryota, Metazoa, Arthropoda, Insecta, Hymenoptera, Pteromalidae.
GCCGCGAGGCUAAAUUUAUCUGGACUGAUAAUCGCGACCACUUUUUACGAGGACGGCGAGGUUCGGAGCUUUAAUGUUGGGAGUGUGUUACAAGUGCGCUAUAGGUCGAGCUCUACAAUCACUGCCAGUCAGCCAAAAAAUACCACACACGCCGAAAACCAUGCAAAUACUCGUCCAUCGGUCUCCCCUCAAACCGAAAUUCCUUUGCCCGAUAUAAAUAUAAAAAACGUGAAGAGGAGGAGGAGGAAUCGGCAAACCGCACCUCUGCGUACGGAGCGAGACAAAGGGGGACGCAGAGGCGUGUGUGUACAGACUGCAGCGAUGAGCGACACGCGUCGAUUGACGAAUCCGACCUUGCGGAUCAGCGGGCGCAUCGAGGGCAGCGACACUUUCGGCGAGGACGUGGCUGCCAGCUCGACUCAGACAGGACAAGCACCUUUCGGCUGGCUCAACGGUCUCUUCGGCUUCCUGCGAUGCAGCCGCAGACGCAAGGAGUGGCAUGCCAGCGAGAGGACCACUUCGUCGCAGCUCGCAGUUUCCAGCGCCUUCAUCCUCAGGAAAAAUCCUCAGGAAAUCAAUUUCAACUGGCUCGCUCCCAAUGCAGUAUCAGACGUCUUCAAGAUUCUGUUGGUGUUUCCACGGGCGGACCAGCAGUCCGAAAUACUCGCCGGCGUCGCUCAAAAAUUGGGCUGGACCGUCUCGGAGGCGAGGAAUGCGGAAGAGGCUGUCGUACUGUUUCGCACGUGCUGUCACGAUCUGGCGAUCGUCGACCGCAGGGGCGGCGCUGUACGAUGCCAAGAAGCUGACCAAGUUUGCAGGACGUUGAUCGAGAUGAAGAGUGCAAAGCGUUGCAGCAUCGUAGCUUUGGUUAAGAAGUCGUUCUUUACUGCUCCGCACAAAGAAGAACUGGUGAUCCUACACUUGCUGAACAUAGGCUACAAUAGGGCGCUAAUGGAAUGCUCGCACGAGGGGAUCUUGAUGAAUGAGCUCAUCGGUAUCUACGCGAGCGAGAGUCAGCCGAAAAGCCAGCUGGCCGGUGCUCAGCUGCUCUACCUCGCGGUCGAUAAGUGUCGAGAUAUCAUCCACGUGACUAACGAUCAGCACGUCAUCCAGUUCGCGAACAAGGCGAGCGAGAAGCUGCUGGGAUACAGACAGGACGAGUUGCUGGGAAAGAGUCUGGAGGAAUUCGUAACGAAUGGUCACUUUGCGCUAAUGGAUCAGCAGCUACAGAAGGGCCGGGAAUUCGAGGGGAAUUUUCACUGGAAGAGGAAACUCAAGGGAUUGAUAAACGUUAAUUGCAGGAUUGUGCCGAUGAACGUUCCCGGAAGCAAGACUGCGUUCUACUUGUACCUAUACGAUACCUCGACCAGUCUAGAAUCGUUUCCAUCGAGUGGGAGCUUUCAACACUUGCAACCGCGACCGAGCAUUCAAUCAACGUUUGAUCGACGCUCGUUCGAAUUGCACCACCCAGGCAAGCCGAGGCGAUCUAUUGUGGCGAAAUUGCACAACUUGCCAUUGGAAGCUCCGAUUACAAAGAUAAUCACGCUAUUGACUCAAGCUGCGGAAGACGCCAUGGACCCAGACGUGAAAUUUCAGAUUGUAUCGGCUAUUGAGAUACUGAAAGGCACGGAAUUGUACUCCCCGUACUUCAGGGACGACAUUCUAUCUGAAUCCGAUCCUAUCAAGUCAGAUUUCUUGGGAGCUUUGAUAUCGGUCUCUCCUGUCAACGAUACUCGCAAAUCUUCGAGCAUGUCUUUCGGAAGACAUUCUGCUAUUAUGAAGAUUCUCAACGCCAAUCAGCACCAGCAGAUGAAUGCAAAAUUACUGAAGAGUCCCCGAGGCCCACAAGAACUCGAAGACCUACUCGAAACUGGCUUUGAGUGGAAUUUCGACAUCUUCAAGCUGGAAACUUUGACGAACAGUAGGCCGCUCUACUAUCUCGGCAUGACUUUGAUGAACCACUACAAUGUAGCGGAGCGUCUCGAGUGCGACGAGCGCACGCUGCAGAAUUGGCUGACGAUAAUCGAGGCUAAUUACAACAGCCACGUGAGCUACCACAACUCGACGCACGCCACCGACGUGCUGCAGGCCUGCGCUCGGUUCAUGCGCUCCGACAGAAUACAACAGAUACUCGAUCCUCUGGAUGAGGUAGCGGCAUUACUCGCCGCCGCGGCUCACGACAUCGGCCAUCCAGGCAAAUCUAGUCAGUUCCUGUGCAACACAAGCAACAAACUGGCUAUUCUUUACAAUGAUUUAACGGUUCUCGAGUCCCACCACUCGGCUCUUACUUUCAAAGUUACGCUAUCCGAUGACAACGUCAAUAUUUUCAAGAAUCUGCACGCGGACGUGUACAAGUCCAUGAGGCAGAACAUAAUAGACAUGAUCCUAGCCACGGAGAUGACCAAGCACUUCGAGCACCUCGCCAGGUUCGUGAACCUCUGCAGCAACAGGAUCGGCGACUCUGAAAAUGGGGCUUUCGAAGAGGACAUAGUCGAUACGUCUGCGUUUCUGCUUCCGGAGAACGUGACUCUGACAAAGAGAAUGAUGAUCAAGUGCGCCGACGUCUCGAAUCCCACGCGACCAUUCAGACUCUACGUGGAAUGGACGAGGCGCAUCGCCGAGGAGUACUUCGACCAGACCGACGAGGAGAAAAAGAAAAAGCUGCCGGUCGUGAUGCCGAUGUUCGACCGGGCCUGCUGUUGCAUACCCAAAUCGCAAAUCGGAUUCGUCGAAUACAUCAUCAAUGAUAUGAUGGAAGCGUGGGAUGCGUUCAUAGAUAUGCCGGAAAUGGUCGGAUACAUGAGCGAAAACUACAUGAAGUGGAAGGAAUUAAAUGAACAAGGUAUAAAUACUCUCGAAGAUGUUAUAAAACUCCAAGAAACUCCGGAAUUGAAGCUUUAUCGAAAAGAAGUUUCAAGCUAGAAGUCAUGUUCUUAUAGAUAUAGAAACUAGUGUGUAAGUCUUGUAAAUAAUUUAUUAAAUACAAAUUGUUUUCAAUCCA